Molecule: messenger RNA, 1221 nt
Organism: Humulus lupulus (European hop)
Lineage: Eukaryota; Viridiplantae; Streptophyta; Magnoliopsida; Rosales; Cannabaceae
Product: ethylene-responsive transcription factor RAP2-7-like
Exons: 6
Coding region: 394-1221 (275 amino acids)
Biological process (GO): regulation of DNA-templated transcription
Molecular function (GO): DNA-binding transcription factor activity; DNA binding
Source: RefSeq, a predicted model, not a curated record
GGUCGGAAAUUGUCCCUCUUCCUUCUCAAAUCCCAUCUCUCUCUCUCCCCCCCUCUCCUCCAUAGUCGGCGAUGGUUUCACGCCGACCGCUCAACUCUUCGCUGGUUUAACAACCAAUGCACCACUUCACUUACUUAAGGUGGUCGAAUCUUUAAACGCCGCCGUUUCACCUCUCUAUCUUCUUCUUCUUUCUCUGUCGAUCGCCGAUUUUUGAUCUCUCCCUCGGUUUUUGGUGAACGGAGAGAGUCACAGUCACUCUACUUUUUCUUCAGGAAUAGCCAUUGUUCGAACCUUCAGAUACUGUAAGAGCGAAGUACAUAGUCUUGGAGCUGAGAAUUGGAGGAUUCUUGUUUUUAAGCUUGAACUGGAGCUGAAUUUGAAGGAACAAUAGCUAUGUUGGAUCUUAAUCUGAAUGUGCGCUCGGCCGAUUCGGCUCGCAACGAUGCCUCGUCGAUGGUCCUUGAUAAGAUUCCUCAAGGCUCCGGGACCCCAAUGGACGAGUCCGGGACCUCCAAUUCGUCAAUCGUCAAUGCAGACGCGUCCAGCAACGUAGGCGAUGACGAGUCGUGCUCCGCACGCGCCGUCGGGACCGAGGUGUACACCUUCAACUUUGAUAUCCUGAAAGUGGGUGCUGAAAACGACGUCGUGGUAACGAAAGAGUUCUUCCCGAUGGGUGGAGUGAAUGGGGAGUUUCAGGAUUGGCAGGGGCAGUCUUCGUCGGCUUCUUCGUCUUCGAAGAAGAGCUGGAUCGAGCUGGGGUUCGACCAGAGUGGGUCUGGUGAGGUAAGAAUGCUUGAAGCACCGCCACCUCCACAGCCACAGCAACAGCCGGUGAAGAAGAGCAGGAGGGGGCCCAGGUCCCGGAGCUCACAAUAUAGAGGGGUCACCUUCUAUAGGAGGACCGGGAGAUGGGAAUCGCAUAUCUGGGAUUGUGGAAAACAAGUGUACCUGGGUGGAUUUGACACUGCCCAUGCUGCGGCUAGAGCUUAUGAUCGAGCUGCUAUCAAGUUCAGGGGAGUAGACGCUGAUAUUAAUUUUAAUCUCAGCGAUUAUGAUGAGGAUUUAAAACAGAUGAAGAACUUGACCAAGGAGGAAUUUGUACACAUACUACGCAGACAGAGCACUGGAUUCUCUAGGGGAAGCUCAAAAUAUAGAGGAGUGACGCUGCACAAAUGUGGCCGAUGGGAAGCGCGAAUGGGACAAUUCCUAGGCAAAAAGUGA